CUAUAUUGAUGAUGAUGAAAAAGCAGACGAAAGUAUUAAUUUGUUUGAUAACAAUCAAAAUUUUUCAACUGGUACUAACUUAAUUUUGGAAGAUAUCAUAAAUUUAAGAGACCCGAUCUUUCAAGAUGAUAAUAUCAUACCAAACGAAAUUUCUAAUAAUAAUCUAAGCAAUAAUGUUGAAGACAGUAUUAAUAUAGAUUUUAAUCCCGAAAACCUUGUCAACACCGUUUUAAAUAAUGAAUUAGACUAG
Molecule: messenger RNA, 250 nt
Organism: Scutellospora calospora
Lineage: Eukaryota; Fungi; Glomeromycota; Glomeromycetes; Diversisporales; Gigasporaceae
Source: the annotation of a GenBank genome assembly